Cutaneotrichosporon oleaginosum is the source of this 979-nucleotide messenger RNA. RefSeq lists its product as uncharacterized. NCBI's taxonomy places the organism in Eukaryota, Fungi, Basidiomycota, Tremellomycetes, Trichosporonales, Trichosporonaceae. The record is from RefSeq and is a predicted model, not a curated record.
GCACGGCCGGGUAGAGCAGACGGACAAAUACCAACCUCAAACCACAGGCACAUCACCAUCUGAUGCCUCGUUAUAUCAGUCGGUAGAUUAAAUGACUCUUAAUGCGGAUCUUUGGAUUCCGGUUGAUCAUUCGGUCGUGGGUUCGAGCCCCACACGAGGCUUACCUUUUGCCUGGGACCGCUCUGCAGAGAUCAGGAGCAUUCGUGGACGCUCCCGGCAGGUUGGAAGACGGUGGUGGGGUGGUGGUGGUAAGGCGGCGGAAAAAUCUGAUGGAGCGGAGGCAGACUUGUUUGGUUCCGGUGGAGGCCGAUGUGGAGGUGGAUGUGCGCGCAGAGGACAGGAGGUCGAGGCGGCGAUCGUCAAUGCCGUGGCCGUCCACGCUCUUCGCUGGCGCUUGAUGCGCGGAUCUGGGGGACAUUCACAGAGACAUAUUCAUUGGCCGAUUCGUAAGGCUGAUGGACCUCCGCGGGCUGGCGUGCAACGCGCGACGUCUCGGCGACUCAUAGCUCCCGACCAGCGCGUUCUCGAGACUGUUGGCUCCGCCCUUCAUCGGUGGCCGGUGGCGGUGGCGUGGAGCGAAAGCGGCUGAACGAUUUUAACUGAAGACAUCUGGCCCCGCCUCCGCCUUGCGGCGCUCCAACGAUCCGUCGAUCUAACAACGAAGGCAGCGUGAGAGUCCCUGGGUGCUUCGAUCACCUGUUCGCCGUCGCUGUCUCUUACGCUCUCGCCUUUGCACUUACCAAGGCAUUCUUGAUCCGAUCACAGAUGCGUAGAAGAAGAGUCCGUCUCUCCGCUCGGAUCGGGGUCACGCCGGGGCUCGGGGGCCGUGCGGACCCACCCUACUCAGGAUCAGUGAUCGCUGAUGGCUGGCGACGACUAGUACUCAACAGAGGAGACGCGGAGACGAUGGAGCAGGGAGUGCGGGGGAAUACUUGCAGCUCUGCUCAGAGGCAACAGCCGCCACUGCGGCCGGCGAUGC